Pieris macdunnoughi is the source of this 702-nucleotide messenger RNA. Lineage: Eukaryota; Metazoa; Arthropoda; Insecta; Lepidoptera; Pieridae. The record is from the annotation of a GenBank genome assembly.
AUGGCGGACGUGCCGCCUGAGGUCCUCGAGCUGAACGUAGGCGGCGUGCACUACGCGACUACACGUGAUACGCUGUUGCGCGAACCAGACUCGCUGCCCGCCGCCGCGCUUGAAGAUUCCGAACAUCCACGCGAUGCUCGCGGUCGCAUCUUUUUCGACCGCGACGGUGUUCUCUUCCGAUACGUGCUAGAUUAUCUACGUGAUGGCGGGCUGGUGCUUCCUGAAUGCUUUCGCGAGCAUAAACGUCUCGCGCGGGAAGCCAGACAUUACAGACUUCCCGGACUCGAGAAUGCGGUGAGGGAAGCGGAUCCCCGUCCUCCUAAUCGUGAGCGUGGCUGCAUUACGGUGGGAUAUCGAGGCAGUUUUGCUUUCGGGAGAGACGGUCUCGCUGAUGUGAAAUUCCGUAAGUUAUCACGCAUAUUGGUGUGCGGAAAGGUGACGCUAUGUCGAGAUGUGUUUGGAGAAACGUUGAAUGAAUCACGAGAUCCUGACCAUGGCUUGGCUGACAGGUAUACUUCGAGGUUCUUUUUAAAGCAUUCCUUUAUAGAGCAAGCCUUUGACAUGCUCCAAGAACAAGGGUUUAAGUUGACGGCGAGCUGUGGUAGCGGAACGGCUGGAGGAGCAGCUGAAUUGAAACCUGGAGUUGAUUCAGAAGAAAAUCGCUGGAAUCACUACAACGAAUUUGUUUUCGUACGCGAAUAA